Messenger RNA from Diorhabda carinulata, 8529 nucleotides. RefSeq lists its product as uncharacterized. The coding region runs from base 232 to 3048 and encodes 938 amino acids. Gene Ontology annotation, cellular component: signaling receptor complex; external side of plasma membrane. The transcript is spliced from 17 exons. Gene Ontology annotation, molecular function: signaling receptor activity. Gene Ontology annotation, biological process: nervous system development. The record is from RefSeq and is a predicted model, not a curated record. NCBI's taxonomy places the organism in Eukaryota, Metazoa, Arthropoda, Insecta, Coleoptera, Chrysomelidae.
UCUGAAGUGUGCUGUGGUGUCAAAAUCGCGAAAAAUAACGCGUCUCGCGGCACAUGUGAUCGGGGUUGUUUAAUGUUUAUUUUUUUUCUUGGAGCGAUCUCUCUCAAGGCGUUUGGUAAACACAUACCUAAUGCAUUGCUUUCGUUAUUGAACAAGUUCAAAUUAAUAAUUUUGGAGAGAUCUAAUAUGUGAAUAAAUUCACUUUAAGAUUGCUUGUAAGUGUCAAAUGUUAUGUGUAGUGUUAGUGUAUUUUUGUGGCUAUUAGCCUUACCAAAUUGGUCGAAUUGGGCCGAUGGAAGCGAGUUUCCUGAUCGCGAAUGCUGCGACUUACCUUCGCCAUCACCAACUACUGUGAGUCCACCACCUACUGACCCUCCAGUUACCCUAAAAUCUGGGCCUAAUACAAAAACUACAGUAGCCAUAUUGAAUUGUCUUCUAGCUAGACAAUUCUGCUUCGAAGAUGCUUCUUGUUCCGCCAUCUUAGAAAUUAUACCAAGAGUUUGCGGUCCGGAAGUUGUUGCAUGUUCGACCGUAACCGUAACGAAAUGCCAAGCAGCCCUUCGCACUCUUCAGGCAUUUCCGUUCUUCAAGCCCACGUGUCUUUGUCGAGAGCCUCACGUGGACCCGGAGUGCAACUCCUUUAGAGAUUUUCUUUUCGAUCACCCUUGCGUGUUCGUCAUGAAAAAAGAGAAAGAUCCGUAUCCAGUUGAUGCCCUGCCAACAUGUAAUCACGCUUUAUCAGUUUGCCAACAAGAACAUAAAUGUAUUAAAUUGUACGAGGACUUCAAAGCCAACUGCAAAGUGCGAGAUAAUAGAUGCCGGAUGGAUGACAGAGAUUCAUGCUACCAAGCUUGGACCAACCUCCGAAAAUCUCCAAUGUUCGGUUGUAUAUGUCCCAAUAAUCAAAUGAAGAAGAGAUGCGACAGGAUUUUUAGUAUGGUUAAUCACAAUCCUUGCGUAGAUAGUGUAAGCGACACUGGCACAGGCUCAAGCACAGGCACAGACAUAGGCUCGAUCCUUGGCACACAUGCAAGCGUAGCAGACGUAGAGUUUGACUCUCACUUGGUAGAAGGAUCUCUCGUCCCUUAUGUGCAGACCUCUUCAGAGAUCGACGAUGAGACGGACAGUACUGCUUCCUCUGACAAUACGUCCUUCUUCGCAUCCGGCUCUUCCUUUGACGACGAGUUAGGCAUUGCCAUAGUUGAAAACCCGCUGGUUGACGCGGUCAACGGUCAAGAAGCUCACGCUGGCUACGACCACAUCAGCGUGAGCGUCUUAAAGAACAAAGAACGAACGUCUACGCUCGUGCGGAAAUACCCGGAAGAAACCGAAUACGAUCAACCCUUAGACAACUUUAUAUAUCAUCAAAAAUUACCAAGUGCAGAUGAUUUCAACGAAGUAGAAAAAAUAGUAUUCCAAAGUACAUGUCAUACGGCCUUAACAAGCUGUAAUAAUUAUUACCAUUGUCGAAUGCUGCUCAAUCCCAUUUUACACCAUUGCGACAUCUCACGCUGCAACAGAAAUUCAUGCAUGGAAGCUCUGCAGAAGUUCUAUAGCAAACCAGAUUUUCAUUGGAAUGUUGAAAUAGCAUUCUGUCUUUGCAAGAAAACUGACAACAAACAAGAUGCUUGUUUGAUUGCACAAGAAAAACUUCAUCCGGUGUGUGCACAAAGAACUGAAGAGUCGCCUCAACCAUCUUGUCUUCAUUUAGCAGAAGUUUGCAAAGAAAAUAAAGAAUGUAGAUCGAAGUUGGAGUAUUACGAGCAAUCUUGUGCUGUUGACGCCGUAACGAAAAAAUGUGCCGGAUCGCCGAUUGAAUGUCGAACGGCUAUUUUGGGAAUUUUAGGUACGGAUCUAAGGACGACUUGUGCCUGCAAAGGUACGGACAUGACACAAUUGUACGAAUGUCUCGGCUGGCAGAGACUCCUCUGGGUCAAUCCAUGUGUAGUUGAAUCGCAGAAAAACUUUCACAUGUCUAAGACUUUGGAGCAGGCCAAGCAUUCAACCACGGUUCCAAGUACGUCGGUUCCUCUCGUCCACCACCGUCCUACACAUAUUCAUCAAUACAAUAACCAUAAUAAAAUUUUCAUCUCGGCGACGGAAACGUCUAUGCAUACUAGACUCAAUACAAUUGCGGAAUUUAUUCCACCUCCUCAGGCUUUUGUACCAACUAGUACUACGAGUACAAGUACCAUUACGACGACCACCACUGCCACGACUACAACGACCAAACCCACGACAAGGCGAACCAAACCUCCGACUACGACUACCACAAUGCCACCAAAAUCUUGCGUUGUUCAGAGACCACAGUUUCCCAAUCAUUAUAUACCAGAAGGAACUUUCAAAAGGAUUUACCACGAAGAUGAAUUUGAAUGUUCAGACGUGUGUGAAUGUGAAAUUGGCGAGAAACUGACUUGUAGAACCAUUUGCAUAGACAGGAUGCCCUGCAAGACUGAAUUUGCGUAUUACAAUCAUGCGGCUCCGGCGUUUCAAGCUUUCCGGGGAAGGUGUCUAUGCUAUUCCGGAAGAUUCAUCUGCAUGAAACCCAUGCCGAACGAUUACUCAUUACCUCAGGGUGUUUUCCUCUUUUUGGGAUACAGCGAAGUGGAUGAGAAGGAGCUCAACAAGAAUCACACGGUAAUUGUUGUACAAGAUAUUGUUAGAGUGUUACAAAAUAUUAUUGAAGAGGAAGCUGUUAAUGGGACACUUUGUACUUUGGAGUUCUUUAAUGCAACUAAAGAAAACGUCAUUCUUUCUGGAAAACUCUCCGAAGACAUCGAUUAUAGUAAAUUGUCUCCACCAGAGAUUCUUGCUAAGGAGAAGGAGGAAUGCGUGGAUCUUUUAGAAAUGGUUAGCGAGAAGAUCAAUUCCAAAAACAGAGAUUUCGUUUCGAAUCUGUUACUGUCAAUAUUCAAAAUGGCGGAAGUGGAAAUAAUCCCAAUCGAAACGAAAUCAUCUUCAGCGAUAUAUUUUUUUAAACCACAUAUAUUGAUAUUAUCUGUACUACUAACUAAAAUAUUCCAAUAUAUACAAUCAACGCCAUCGUGACAUUAAGACUGAAAAUGUUAAAAUAAUUAUAUGUAUACAUAUCAUUAUAAAUAUGCGGAUAAAUUAAUGUCAGAUGUAUUUUCAUGAACAGCGUGAAAGCGGUCGAUAGUAGCCUAGGUCAAUGAAAAUUAUACAAAUCGUCAGUAAAAACUGAUGUUUGUUAAAGAUAUAAGUAGAUGGGCGGAAUUUGAGUCGACUAAAGAAAAAAUUCAAUAAAAGGCAAAUUUAUGUAUACUUUAGGACAUUUUUUUUAGAAACUAAAUACUUAUUCACUUGACUAUCAUUACAGAUAAAGCAGAAUCGCUCUCAUUGCCCGACUGGAAAAUGAAAUCAACUUUAAGUUCUGUCUAUUAAAUAACGAGACUGGUUACAAUAAAAGAUUUUAUUAUAAAAAUUAUUCUAUAUUCGAAUGCUCCCCUUCAAUAUACUCCUCUCCCCUCGCCACAUACCUUUCCAUACGUAUUUUCCAUUGAUCGAAGCAGUGCUGGAUGUCUUCUUUGGUGAGUGCCUUUAGGAGCUCUGCUGUUUUUUGCUUCAUCGCUUCCAUCGACUCAAAUCGGGUCUCUUUCAAAGCAGGUUUUAUCUUCGGAAGCAAAGAAAAAGUCGCACGGUGCCAAAUCUGGUGAGUACGGCGGAUGUUCGAGUAGCAGAGUAUGCUUUCUGGCCAAUUACUGUUUCAAAGAUAGCGCGUUAUGGACAGGUGCGUUGUCCUAGUGCAAAAUCGGACCGUUUUUUACGAACUCGUUCUCGCAGUGUUGCCAAAACUGACAAAUAGUAAGUCUGGUUGACAGUCUGACCCUCUGGAACCCAUUCAGUUAUCACGAUACCUUUAAUGUCGAAAAAAACAAUCAACAUUGUCCUUUGAAUUUUGAUGCCUCUAGCAACAAUUUAUAGUACUCAGUCGGAGUUUUUUUCAAUUUAACGAGAAAUUUGAGAUUCAUACUUUGCUCCUGUUUUUAUUUAAUAGUCAGACCUCGUAAUCAACCGAGUUGUCAGGACCAGAACAUUCUCGAUACCACAUUUCGUUAGUUUUUCCUGUGUCAGAACAAACACAAUGUCUUCUGAAUAUUCUGACUCAUCGUUGCAAUUAUUCUUUAUCAGACGUGUCAGUUCACAUUUUCUUUUGCUGUUGUUACUUAUUUUGAUGUGGACGAGGUGGUAGAAGUAUUGACAAUAGCUGACUCUGGAUUUGUUUUAUCAGUCGACAUAAACGGGAUUUUAGGAUUGUAUUUGGUGCUAAGUUUGGUAUACUUUUUGCCUCCUCUUGUAUCUCAUUUCAUAUAGAUGUACUUACAGCAAGGUCAGUACCAAGUAACUGCUCUUGGUCAACAUUAAGCAUGUAUUGGAAUGGACAGAGCUUUAAAUUUUCAGCUCCCUUUGAAUGCUACGAUCUCAUACAGUACGAUGUUCACGUGCUGAUCACUAUUGAUCAUCGUUUCAACUUGUACGCUAAUGCCAAUAUGUAUUUUAUUUUUUAUUUAUGCUGCUCGUGGGUAUUCUGACUGUCUCAUCUCUGAUAGAGCUAUAAAGCAAAAAACUGUAUGUUGAUUGGUUAUUUGUGGUUUUCGGUAGACUGAUGCAAAAAAAACCACUAAAUAGUACUUGGAAAAUAAUAGAAACUCAAAGUAUUACAUAGUUCUUUUAACAGAAUGUUUGUUUGAUGUUUAUGAUAUGAAAAAUAAUUAAAUAGACAAAAUCAAAAAGCUACAAAUCGAGUUUUCACUCUGUGCAUAAAUAAAAUCAUUUAAUGUAUAACUAGGUUUUACUAGAACACUUUGUACAUAUCAUUGUUGACUAUUAUUGUUACUGUUAAGAAAUAGACUAAAUUAGUCACAGACUGUAUGUUUUCAAAACGCCGUGUUCAGAUCCUUGCUAAUACAUCACAUCAUGUAUAUAUUAAUUUUCAUUAUUAAUUAUCUUCGAAUCAGUAGCAGGAUUUUUGUAAUUUUUAGUUUAUAAGGAUUUUUAGCUUAUACAACAACUGCAAUUACUAGUAUCAUCGAAGACGAAAUGUUCAAAGCUAUAAACUGCGCAAUAACGAAUAAGCAAUAAGAGUAUAAAUAAAGUGCAGUAAGAAACUCAGAAACAAUUAAGCUGAUCGAGAAUUUGAAGUCCAUUUUUUCUGAUUGUCAUUCCAGGCAUGCGGAUUUUGUUGCACAGAAGAUGAAACACAUUCUAUCAAAGUGUGAAAACUCCAGAGCACUACACCUGGGAGCCCAUUGAUAUAGAAGACGAAGAUCUCUGAUAGCUACAGCCAUCCAACAUUCUAUACUUUUCAAAAGGAGUGGUAUUAAUGGAUCAGCGGGGUUCUCCAGUAUCGCAGCAAGAUCCUUUGGAGCGUAAAUCAACAAAAUGUAGUGAAUAUAGAUGUAUAAGCAUUAGAAACUAAUAUCUUCUGACAAGACACCGGUAACGUUCGCGUAGAUCGCCAAAUGGGGUUGAAAUAAGAAUAUGAGUUAGACAAGGGUACAUUCUACCUCCAAUUCUUUUUAAUUUGUGCUCUGAAGAAAUAUUCAAGUUUUUAAAAACGCUGAUGACGAGAUCUUGAUUUAUAUCAAUAAUAUACGCUAGACUGAUGAUAUUCUUUCAAUAACCAGCUCGUUUGAAGAACUAAAGAGACUCAUAGACUAUCUUGUUUUAGUCUGGCAGGAUCAAGGACUGAAGCUUAACACAAAGAAGAUCAUAACUAAAUAUCGAAAUGUACCAGAAAUGGAAUAGUAAACCUGAGAACCGAAAUAAACAGCCAAAGCGAGAGCAGCUUUGCAGCAAUGAUCUUACAAAAAAAUCUGCUCAUGCGUUUAGAAUCGUUUGAGAUGUAGGUUUAUCGCCGUAGUUAAGAAAUAGUUUGUGACGAUAAAUGAAAUCUUCGUUAAUGGUUCCGGAAAUCAAAAACGAUCUAAAACAGUCACGGCAAAUGAAGAAGAUAUAAUAAUAGUUUCGUUUGUGGAACAAAUUUUUAUGUCAAUUUUUUGAUUAUCCUAAAUAUUUUUGUAAUUUAACUUUUUUCAUGCGAUGUUGUUGAAAUAACGACUAGAGCUUAAACAAUAACGAAAUUUAAAUCAACAGCUAUUUUAUCGGAAAAUAACAAAAUGGGAUUCUAAUGUUCUAAUUUUAAGAUAUAGGUGUCAUUUUUUUAAUAAGCUACAAGAACAAAAUCAGAACUUUGAGUUGGUAACACUACAUUACUUAACAACCCAUUACCCAGCUGAUCGUCCCUUUUUGUUCAGUUUGGAUAGUUUUCCGACCACCGAGUCUUAUUGAUCAUGCACAUCUCGUGAGACACCGAAACGAAGAAAUUUUUUGUACAAGGAAGCAUUGAUUAGAGAAAAUCCAAAUUCGUAGUUCUGAGUAAAUAGGACCACUAUGAAAUAUUUUACGAUUGUAACUUGGAUUGAAAGCUUUCAAGAUUCACUUUGUGCAUGAUUUGAAGCCAAACAAAAAAAUUUUUUUUCAAUGAAGUCCAUUUUUAAUUGAACUGCGAGGAUAAUCCACAAGCUUUUUCAAAACACCACUACAUUUACAGAAAAUUACUAUUUGGUACGGUUUAAUUUCUUUGUGUGUUAUCAAAUUAUAAAGUUAUUGUCAAUGAUAAAGGGAAUCUUGACGUUUCGUGAAUUUUUUUGGGUGGAAUUGCACUUUUCCUCACCAUAAUUAUUGAUAAUUUUCACGCCAAAUUCUUCUAAAAUGUAUUAGCAUGGAAGUUUUACAUUUUAAGUUAAACUGAUUGCAAAAAAUGGGUGUUUAAAUUAACAUGUACACGGUGUUUUUAAGUAUUGCUCAGAUCUUUAGAUACGAGAUGAUAUCCUCAUCGGAUCUAUAGUUUAAACUUUAUUACCUAUUUUUUGACUAAAUAGUCGAAGUGUUGUACUAUAUAAUUUUAUAUUUGCUUUUGAUGUAGGACUAAUUUACUAAUAACUUAGAUCAGGAAACGUCUUCCUAAAAUGUAAGUUUUUGACAUCCCGAAUAUCUGCUUGUCCGAUAGGUACUACAUGCAUCAAUUGAUGCUGCACUACAAAAAGGUCUAAACAUAUUAAGUUUAUAAACAAAAAGCGUUCUUAAAAAUACAACUAUUACAAAUCAUAUUUUUAAUCUUAUACGAAGUAUGUCAAAAGUAUAAUUCGUACUGAAAUGGUUAUAAGUCCGAGAAAUGAUUUAGUACGAUACUAGAUAGAUGUUUAUGGACGAGGCGACGAAGGAGCCGAGUCAAGAAUAUCUAAUCGAGUACCGUAAUAAUAACUUCACGUACGUAUAUCAUACUGUUUUGAUAAAUUCAAAAUCCUUGCAAGUACACUACAAUUCAGUCUUUUAUAUGGAAAAUCUAAACUUGGAGUCAUUUUAUUUUUAAUAAUGAUUUGGGACUGAAAAAACAUAAUUAUUGGACCGGAGUUAUUUCAAAAUGAACUGAAUGGAAAAAGUAAAUAUAAUUUUUAAUUCAUCAGUUGUUCCAAUUGAAUUUUCUUUAAAUGGUACCAGCAAUGCAAUAAAACUGUUCAUGUCGAUUCAUAUACUUGACUUUCCGUUUGCCAUUGCCGAUAAGUCUGCCGUUGGUAACUUUCAACAUAAACGAAUUUUAUAUUUUCCCUUCUGCCAAUCGUAACAACUUUUGGUAGCAAUAGAAAAGAGCCAAUCACAUCCGUUUGUCACGUGAUUUUGACAUAUGACGUUAGAGCGUAACGUUGAUGUUUGUUUGUUUAUGGUGAUAUUUUGGCUUUGCUUGUUUUCUCUUCGUUAUUUUCCAUAAUAUCGCUCAUAAAUAAUAUAUUACAAACAAAAACACAAAAAUAUUACGAGAACAAAAAGCAGAACACACGUCAAAAAGAAUAACAAAAUUUUUAGUUUGACAGCAACGUCAAAUUCAUGAAUACAAUGUAGAAUUUGCCACUAACGUCAAACGGCAAACGUCACCCGUGAAUGGCAACAGCAAACGGAAAAUCAAGUUUAUGAAUCGGCCUUUUUUAUUGGUGAGAUGAUGCCUCCAAGGUUGCUGUGUUGUUUUGAUUCUUUCAAACCUGCAAACAAGGUUGCAAGCAUUUCCUCUAAUGACUCUAAAGGGGCUAAUAUAUUGGACCAUGACCAAAUGCAUGUCUUCACAUUUGGUCGGAUUAUUCUUCUUUCUCCAAUGAUUUGUAUUUAAUAUACAAGGUGUGGCUAUUGAAUAACGAAACUGGUGGUAUAAAAUAUUCGAUUUCGUUAUUAUGUACAUAUAAUGAACACAAAAAAAAUCGAAAAAAAGACGUAAUGAACACACCUAACAAAUCUUCAAACGAAUAUUUACGACUCGACGUAGGUGUCGUAUGCCCAUACAAAUUAGUCUUUUGAUCUGUACGAUGUCUGGCGUAAUGUUCAGGUCUAUACGAAGCGCGAGGGUUUAAACCAAAAAUUUUUUCUUCAUCAUAAAUUUUUAUAUAAAAUUCCAUAGAAAUAUCUAUUCCAAAUAUUAUAGUCGACAUGUAGAGUUUUUUUUCUUCUCCCUAGAUUAUA